GCUAUUCCACCAACCGGAAGUAACCCGUGCUGGGAACUCGGGAAACCCGUCUACGGUCUUUCUUUUCCCUCCUCCAUCUUGGACAGUAAGCACCAUGGCGGCUGCUGUCGAGAGCAGUACAAUUGAGAACCUGGAGACCGCUCCAGUGGAGGUUCCUGAGAUCAAGCUGUUUGGUCGCUGGAGCAGUGACGAUGUCCAAGUCAAUGACAUCAGCUUGACGGAUUAUAUCCCAGUCAAGGAGAAGUUUGCCAAGUACCUGCCCCACUCUGCAGGCCGCUAUCAGACCAAGCGCUUUCGUAAGGCCCAGUGCCCUAUUGUAGAGCGCCUGACCUGUUCCAUGAUGAUGCACGGCCGCAACAAUGGCAAGAAAAUCAUGGCAAUGCGCAUCGUCAAGCACUCGUUUGAGAUCAUCCACCUUCUAACGGGCGAGAACCCGCUGCAGGUUGUGGUGAAUGCCAUCAUCAACAGUGGGCCACGUGAAGACUCCACACGUAUCGGCCGUGCUGGUACAGUCAGAAGACAGGCUGUCGACGUGUCCCCCCUCAGGAGAGUCAACCAGGCUAUCUGGUUGUUGUGUACCGGUGCUCGUGAGGCGGCCUUCAGGAACGUGAAGACGAUUGCAGAGUGCUUGGCUGAUGAACUGAUCAACGCUGCCAAGGGAUCCUCCAACUCCUACGCUAUCAAGAAGAAGGAUGAGUUGGAACGUGUGGCCAAGUCUAACCGUUAAGGUGGACACCUGGUACAGCUGGAGAUGCACCUGCUCUUUCAGCUGCAGAUUGCUCUGACCAGCUACAUCAGAGAAAAUAAAAUAUUUCCUCACCUGUA
Messenger RNA from Branchiostoma floridae (Florida lancelet), 825 nucleotides. RefSeq names its product 40S ribosomal protein S5. The transcript has 6 exons. Lineage: Eukaryota; Metazoa; Chordata; Leptocardii; Amphioxiformes; Branchiostomatidae. Gene Ontology annotation, biological process: ribosomal small subunit assembly; translation. Gene Ontology annotation, cellular component: cytosolic small ribosomal subunit; ribosome. Bases 95 to 727 code for a protein of 210 amino acids. Gene Ontology annotation, molecular function: mRNA binding; structural constituent of ribosome; rRNA binding. The record is from RefSeq and is a predicted model, not a curated record.